GACCUAGUGCGAUUUAGAUUUGCGGUGCGCUUUGCAGAAGUUACCGGUCUGUGGUGGUUGAACAAGUGUCAAGUGCAAUAAUAUGCGAAAAGACUUUUAGGAAAUAAUAAGACAUAAACAUUUAAUUAGAAAUAUGGCAGACGAAAAUUUUAAUAUUGGUGAACAAAAUGUUGAAUAUCACUUGGUGACAAUUUUCGAAAAGUUGGAAAGUCUUAAAAACAACCACGACAAUUUGAAAAUAAAACCAUCUAAGAUACCGGUUAGGGUGGAAAUUAGGACCCUUGAAUUUUGGCGAUCGGUGAUUUCCGAAUGUAUGGCUAGUUUUGUAUAUGUUUUUGUUGUUUGUGGAGCUGUGGCUGGAGCUGGAGUUGGAGCCUCAAUUUCUUCGAUGUUAUUGGCAACAGCACUUGCUUCUGGUUUUGCAAUGACAUCCUUGACUCAGUGCUUCGGUCAUAUAUCGGGCGCACAUGUUAAUCCAGCUGUUACUAUAGCGAUGGGUGUUACUAAACAUAUAACUAUGUUAAGGACCGUCUUGUAUGUAAUUGCUCAAUGCGGGGGUGCUAUUGCUGGAACGGCAUUUCUAUACAGUGUUACCGUCCCUGGAUACCAAGCCAACCUUUCAGCCACAGUUAAUCAUUCUUCAAGUGUGGCACCAUGGGAAAGAUUCGGAGUCGAAUUGAUCCUCACAUUCAUAGUAGUUUUCUCCUAUUUUGUGUCCAUGGAAACUUACAGAAAAUGGAUGAGUAGUUCAGCUCUGACUAUUGGAGCUACUUAUUCGGCAUGUAGUUUUGUUUCGAUGCCAUAUCUCAAUCCUGCAAGAUCCUUGGGGCCAUCGUUCGUUCUGAACCGUUGGGACAGCCACUGGAUAUACUGGAUGGGCCCUGUUAUUGGUGGAAUAGCCGCUGGCGUCACUUACGAAUAUAUCUUCAACCCUCACAGGCAAAGGAAGCACCACAACGACGCCCAAGAUGAAGAAUCUUCUAGUAUGAGGUCUGACGAAGAUGGCUACGACGAUCUGGAUAAGCCAACUGUGCCAAAAUUUCAUGGGUCUACGUAUAACAACUACAGAGGAAUUGGCACUGGUGGUGGUGGCCAUCCUGGUUAUUGUGCUAGUUUAGCAUCCGUAGGUUUGUAUUCUGGACCUUCAAAACAACUCGAAAGAGUAGAGUCACUCUAUGGAGGAACUAAGUCUUUAUGUUGCAAAUCACCUCCGCUUACCAGGGCUAAUCUAAAUAGAUCCCAGUCUGUUUAUGCGAAAUCCAACACUGCUAUAAACAGGGAUGUUAUACCUAAACCUGGUCCUUUAGUUCCAGCACAAUCUCUGUAUCCUAUGAGACUGAACCAAACUAACGUUCACAAUCAGAAUAAUCAAAACCAAAUGCAACAGCACAGCGAAGGUCUUUAUGGCGUUAGAGGACCACCCUCUGGUACUUCGAGAUCGGAUAAUUAUUCCACAACCGAAAGGAUUAUGUACAGGAGAGACAACGAAGCGACCAAGUAUGAAGGAAGUGCGAAAUACGAACAGAAUACGAAAUACGAACAGAAUACGAAAUAUGAACAGACUGCGAAAUACGAAGAUAAUCCAAAGCCCUGUAGAAGUAACCGACCAGAGUCUAUGUACGGUGUAGUGCCAUCACAGCAACGCAGAGCCCAAUCGAGUCAGAACGAAGAGAACUGUUACAAUUGGAAUUAUGGAACUGCUGGGAGGAGUCAGAAUGCUGGCAAUUAUCAUAAUCCUGGGUCAUCGUCAAAUUUUCCCGGAAAAGCUCAACAGGUAGUUCAAAAUAUUCCGAAUUACAUGACCAGAAAUGUUAUAGGGUCAGAAGUGAGACAGUCGCCUCCAAGUCAAGCUGGAUCUAGCCAAGGUCCUCAACAUUCGCCAAAUUCGCAAUACUGAUAUUGGUAUGUUUAAAACAAAUUACUCGAUAUUGAGUUUGAUAGAACUCCGAAAACCAAAGAUGUAAGUUUGAGUUCAUUGGUAUAGUUGUUGAACGAUUGCUCAUUGAUGAGAUAACUGAGCAAUGGAAAUAUUGUACAUAUUUUUGCAAACUGUUGACUGAUAAAUUAAUGAAAUCAAAAGAGGAUGCCUGGUCUGCAUUAUCUGCUUUGUAUUUUUCAUUGAAAAUCCUUGUAUUAUAUUGACGUAUCAAUUGACCGUGAGUGUAAAAUGAUAUAAAUAAAUGUCUUUCAAAUUAUUACCAAUAUAUGCUGUAAUAUUCCUACUAUAGCUAAGUGAAUAGUUCUAUAAGUUGUAAAUAUUUUUUUAAAUGUCUAGAAAUUAAGUAGACGUAAGAAGAAUCUCUAAUGUUAAAAAAACAUUAAAAUAAACAUUAUAGUUGAACCUU
Molecule: messenger RNA, 2345 nt
Organism: Harmonia axyridis
Lineage: Eukaryota; Metazoa; Arthropoda; Insecta; Coleoptera; Coccinellidae
Gene: bib
Product: neurogenic protein big brain
Exons: 4
Coding region: 134-1897 (587 amino acids)
Biological process (GO): transmembrane transport
Cellular component (GO): plasma membrane
Molecular function (GO): water channel activity
Source: RefSeq, a predicted model, not a curated record